Molecule: messenger RNA, 3672 nt
Organism: Onychomys torridus (southern grasshopper mouse)
Lineage: Eukaryota; Metazoa; Chordata; Mammalia; Rodentia; Cricetidae
Gene: Pygo1
Product: pygopus family PHD finger 1
Exons: 3
Coding region: 764-2017 (417 amino acids)
Source: RefSeq, a predicted model, not a curated record
CGGCGGGGAGCGCAGAGCAGGACGUUGCGCCCUUGCGCCCUUCAUAGGGUGCGCGGAGCCAGGGAGUCUUGGGCCUUGGAGGGCAGCGGAGAACGUGGAGCCCGAGCUGCGGGGCGCGGACGGGAGACGCAGAGCCCGGGGUAAUGGGCCUUGGAGGGCGCGGGGACCCGGGCGCAUAGGGGCUCGGGGUGAGCGCAGGGCCUGGCGCGCACGGUCCCGGAGCGCAGCGCAGCCCGCCAGCGAGGCCGCGGCCCCGGAGCUCCGUGCGGGUGCGAGUGAGGGUGCGGGGCUCCGCGCGCCCUGGGUCCCCGCCCCCGAAGCCCGGCCCCGUGCUGGGUUGUGGAGCACAGGCGGGGCGGGGAGGCCGCGGGGCCGCGCCACGUCCCCCGAGCGGCCGCUGCAAGCCGGGGGCUUUUGUGUCCGCGGAGGCCGCGUCUCCCCCGCGCGCGGGCGGAACGCAGCGCAGCGCGGCCCAGGGCGCGCGUAUUCUGCGGGCCGGGCGCGGGCGCCGCCCCCAGGCCGCGGCCCUGAGCCCGGCUGAGCCCCGCGAGUGUGCGGAGCCCCGAGGCCUCGGCCGCCUCCCAAACUUUUCAAAGUCGGCCCGCGGCCCGGCAGGCCUGGGCUCCGAGCUCGGCCGGGAGGACCCCGGGGACCAGGAGGAGGACCCGGAGGACCAGAAGGAGGACCCGGAGGAGGAGGGGCCACCGCAUCAAAGACGCCGGCUUCCCGCGGCCCGGGGGCGAGCCAUGCGCGGCGGUCGGUAAUGUCAGCGGAACAGGACAAGGAGCCCAUCGCGCUGAAGAGAGUUCGAGGUGGUGAUAGCGGACUGGAUGGGUUAGGAGGACCAAAUAUACAAGUAGGAAGCCCAGAUAAGAAAAAACGCAAGGCCAGCACACAGGGACCUUCCUUUCCUCCGUUGUCUGAGUAUGCACCACCACCAAAUCCAAACUCCGACCAUCUAGUGGCUGCCAAUCCCUUCGAUGACAAUUACAACACUCUUUCCUACAAACCGCUGCCUUCGUCCAAUCCCUAUCUCAGCCCUGGUUAUCCUGGCUUUGGAGGCUACAGCACAUUCAGAAUGCCACCUCACGUCCCCCCAAGAAUGUCUUCCCCCUACUGUGGUCCUUACUCACUCAGGAAUCAACCACAUCCAUUUCCUCAGCAUCCUCUGGGCAUGGGCUUUAACCGGCCUCAUGCUUUUAACUUUGGGCCGCCCGAGAAUCCGAGUUUUGGAAACCCACCGUACAAUAACGUACUGACGCAGGACAUUAACAUGCCUAGUCAGCCUUUUAGACAAAGUUCUGCUGAGAACUUCAGUCCGAUUCCCCCACAGAAUGCUGGCCAAGUAUCUAACCCUGACCUGCCAUCUAAUUUUGUCCCUGGAAACAAUUCAAAUUUUACCUCACCGUUAGAAUCUAAUCAUUCUUUUAUUCCGCCCCCAAACGCGUUUGGUCAAGCAAAAGCACCACCUCCCAAACAAGACUUUCCUCAAGGGGCAACCAAACCCACGAAUCAGAAUUCCUCUGCUCACCCACCUCACUUAAAUAUGGAGGACACGGUCAAUCCGAGUAAUGCUGAAUUAAAAAAUGUCAACAGAAACAAUGCGGUCCAAGAGAACAGCCGUUCGGGUAGCACAGAGGCCACCAACAGCCAUGCCAACGGGACCCAGAACAAGCCCCGGCAGCCCAGGGGCGCAGCCGAGCUGUGCACGCCCGACAAAAGCCGCAAGUUCGCCCUGCACCCCGGCCGCCAUGGCCAUUCCUCCUCCGACCCGGUGUACCCGUGUGGGAUUUGUACAAACGAAGUGAAUGACGAUCAGGACGCCAUCCUGUGCGAGGCCUCUUGUCAGAAGUGGUUCCACCGCAUCUGCACCGGAAUGACCGAAACAGCCUAUGGGCUCCUGACGGCCGAGGCCUCUGCAGUGUGGGGCUGUGACACAUGCAUGGCCGACAAGGAUGUCCAGCUGAUGCGCACUCGAGAGGCCUUCGGUCCGCCCGCCGUGGGCGGUGAUGCCUAACCACGGCCCUCACCUAACCCGGGUUCGUUUUCUCCCUGCAGAACAGAGAUUUGGUGACAGAGGAUUUUCAUGUUCGACAUUUUUUUGAAAUGGCACAUACAAAAAUACUACGUUUUAGUUCUUACUAACAUUGCGACUCAUCUUGUUGUGUUUGUUGUCUUAAAUAUUUGAGAUGGGUGUGUGUGGGGGUGCUGUAGAGACACUUAUAAAUAAAUGUUCAUUGUUAUUUAUCAUAAACAUAAAAGCCUCUUGAAGCUUCUAAAUAAUAUAUGACAAAGGUAGGCAAGUUUUAACUUUUAAAACUCAGUCAUUAAAAAAUUUCAGUGCUAAAUUUUGACCAUCAGACAGUACACAUUUAGUUCAAGAGUAGAGUGAUUCAACAUGUUACCUGAAUACAAUCUGUGUAGCGAUAAUCAGGGGUGGGGAAUGUGUAUGUUUAAUGGAUUUUAAUGUUUUUUUAAAUUUUAAUGUUAGAUUUUGACACCUGAUUCUUCCUUUGCUAGGGUCUUUGAAAUCUGUGGAUUUCUUUGUUUAAAUAAGUCUUUCCAGGAUAUCUAUGUAGGUACAAGAUAGACCUGGAUCAUAGCAUAGAGUCUAUUCCCAGUAGUAGUUGCUAAUUAUCUGGUGGGUUGUGCCUCAAGACACUGCUAAUAUCAGCUUACUAACUUUACUAAAGUUGGUGUAACAUGUUUCCAAGUGUGUCCUUCAGAAUUAAUGCUGGCAUUAUGCUCUCAGUUUUUAACUUAUUUGGUUUUUUGUUCAUGCUCUCCGUUUGAUAACGCAGUAUCUUCAGACUGGCGAACUCUCUCCUCUACAUGUUUCUAGCCGGGACAGUGUAGUCUGACAGUGCUCUGCUGCUCGGAGAACCAAGUAGUGGAGGCUGGAGGAGUGUUCUGGAGAUCUGACCUUGCAAAAUGAACCUAAGGGAAGUUCACAAUCCACUUUAAGUAAAGGUAGUCAAGAGCCAAGGCCAGAACUUACUUGGGGCUGUACCUCAGGCUUUGUGGUGUCUGCUGUAACUGGGGACAGGUGAAAAUGCACCCAAGAGGACCUUCCUUCUAGAGUGAUGCUCCAAGAUCCAAAAUAACACACAUGUAUUUUAGGAGCAGAUCAUAACCUGUGACCAGAAUAACCAAAUGGUCUAUCGACAAUAGAUAGCAACUUAGACAAUGGUGGGCUAUUGAUAACUAUCCUCAAUAAUGCUUUGCCGUUUAUUCAUAAUCAGUGUGACCAUAAAAAGUUCUGAAUGUGGGGCUGGUGGCCUGGCCCUUCAGACAGGUGCCCUUGCUGUGUUCUUGCAGAGGACCUAUGUUCAGUUCCCAGAACCCACAUUAAUCAGCUACACAACUGCAUGUAUCUGCAUUUCCAGGGACCUGAUGCCCUCUUCUGGCCUUUCUGAGCACUGCACACACAAGGUGCAUAUACAUAACUCAUCAUGCACAGAUACACAUAAAAUAAAAACAUCUUAAAAAUACAAUAAAAACAUUUAAAAAUGCAAAACUCUGAAUACUGUGGUGAUCUCAAGGGAGAUAAUUACUACAAUAAUUACAACGACAGCAGCCAUAUGUUAUCAAGAAACUUAAAAGUGUAUGAAGAUUUUUCACAUAGGCCUGGAGAGAUGGCUCAGCAGUUAUGAGAACUAGCUGCUUUUCCGA